GUCGGAAGUUGGUGUCGCGUUUCGCAGAGGAAGGAACAUGGGUCACGCGCGUCGAGGCUGCGAACAAACACCUCGUGGUGGAAAUCGCUCGGCUCACUUGUCCGGAGCUGUCCUGCCGCGGGAAAUCUCGCCGAUGAGUUUCCGGCGGGUCGCGCACCGCGCGACACCCAGCAGGCCGGGGAGUGGACACGAAGAAGAGGUCGUUUCGUGUGUCACCGUUUCGGAUUCCUCCGACCAGUCGCCUCGGCCGCGAGCGGCGAUUGGCCAAAAAGGCAGCUCGAGGGGCACCGCGCAGCAAGAUCUCGCAGCUUCCGCGGCCCUACUCCCACGACUCCCCGGCCACGACGGCGUUCUCCGUCACGCUGCCCCGGCCCUACGGCGACGCCGUAUCACUCGUUUGACACUUCCGAGUGGGCGCUAACGCAAUUCGCAGCGAGCCGCGCGAGCGCGGAGUGAAGCCGCGAUGAACCCCGCGUCGACCUUCGCGCGCGAUUAAAGCGAGCCUCACGCGCCAACUUGCCAGGUAUGGCUCAGGUGCGACUCUAACGGCGAACGGACCUUUCUUGCUGGAUGGACAAGUGCGGGCGGGAGGAUCUUGCGCUGGAGCGGCUCCUUCGGCUUCCCCUGGUCGCUGCUAGUCGCGCGAUGUCUUCGUGGUCGGAAGACACAACUUCGAGCGGCCAUCGGGUCCUCGAUGACCACUUCGAGCUACCGCCGACCCCGCCGACGCCGUCGGCGCUCCACGUGGAUGGGCAAAGCGCGAGAUCGGUGGCCUGCGACGCGUCCUGGUAUCACAGGUGGUCCUGGAACGGCCAAGCGAAUCCUUGUAAUGGACUCGACGCCGCGAUCGACGAGAGCGCUUCUCGUUUUCUCACUCCGCCCUACGUCGUCAACUUCUUGCAGAGCACUGACACCAAUCAGAAUUACCGCGCUUGCAGAUGGGAGCAAUAUUCCCAGCAAGCCGCCGCGGAUUGCCGGCCGAUGAUCGAUCAAUCAAGCGAGAGGGAGGAUCCAAGAUCUCCGCGAGUAUCUUCCGAGGAUCUAUCAUACGCGAAUCAAGAUCGCUGCGUGACGACCACGACGAGCGCGGCCGCGGCGUUCCGUGUUUGGCAAACGACUCAUCCGCAGGACACACCGAUGGACUGCGAGCACGACGGCAAAUGUCAAUCCUGGCAGGACAUGCGCGUCGAGGAAGAGGCGCGCCCGCAAGGACGAGAGACGACCAAGAGGACGGGCGAGAAGCCGCGGAAGGAGAGGACCGCGUUCACGAAGCAACAGGUUCGACACCUCGAGUACGAAUUCGCGCGGAGCAACUAUCUGACGCGCUUGCGGCGUUACGAGAUCGCCGUAGCGUUGGAUCUGACGGAACGCCAGGUGAAAGUGUGGUUCCAAAACAGGCGGAUGAAGUGGAAACGGACAAAGGGCAGCGCGGCUAACAUCCAGGAGGCGACCGUCGCGUCGUGACGCAUCUCUCGCGAUCGCGACGACGUUCCGUUGCGCGGCAUUACGAGAUACGAGAUUGUACAUAACGAGACUUGCGU
This is a messenger RNA of Harpegnathos saltator (Jerdon's jumping ant), 1541 nucleotides long. It is a transcript of the gene btn, whose product is annotated as buttonless. Gene Ontology annotation, cellular component: nucleus. Bases 571 to 1464 code for a protein of 297 amino acids. Gene Ontology annotation, molecular function: RNA polymerase II cis-regulatory region sequence-specific DNA binding; DNA-binding transcription factor activity, RNA polymerase II-specific. Gene Ontology annotation, biological process: positive regulation of transcription by RNA polymerase II. The record is from RefSeq and is a predicted model, not a curated record. The transcript is spliced from 4 exons. Lineage: Eukaryota; Metazoa; Arthropoda; Insecta; Hymenoptera; Formicidae.